GUCAAAGUUCAAAGUUGCCAAAACGCAGCCACACAAACUUGCGAUAGCAUUUUCGAUUAAUGAGUUAAUUAAUAUCUGUUAAUGUUCUGAAAGCAUGGCAUGCAACUGCAGUGUUUUAGCAUCAAAUUAUUGAGCUAUCUAACACGUGAUACUCACCAUAUUGACGAGGCAGCGACAAUAACGCUUUAAUUGGUUGGAACUUUAGUACUAAAUAAUUUGAAUCAUUAUGUUCAUAGUGGGCUUAACCGGUGGAUUGGCGACUGGAAAAAGUACAGUACUUUCAAUAUUUCGAGGAAAUGGCAUAGCAGUCAUUGAUGCAGAUGAAGUAGCUAGAAAAGUUUUAGAACCUGGAACGAAAGCUUGGAAGGAGCUAAGAGAUUACUUCGGAGAUGAAGUGCUAUUGCCUGAUGGUAAAGUAAACAGGGCGCGGCUAGGCGAAAUAGUUUUCGACGACAUUGAGAAGAGGCGGAAACUAAACGCGAUCACACAUCCGAGGAUACAAACAGCGAUGAUGAAGAUGGCGGUAUCAUACUUCUUCUCUGGUCACAGCUACAUAGUCAUGGAAGUGCCAUUGUUGUUCGAGACCGGGAAAAUGUUGACCUUCAUGCAUAAAAUUAUCACAGUUGUUUGUGAAGAUCAUCAGCAACUAGAGAGAUUGUGUAAACGCAACGAUUUCUCGGAGACAGUUGCUAAGAAGCGCAUCACUUGUCAAAUGCCACUUGAGGACAAAGUGGCGAAGUCCCAUUUCGUUGUCGACAACUCAGGGAGCUUGAGCAGUACCAGGCAGCAGACGGAAGGCAUCAUCAGAGUCCUCAGACGAUCCAAGUUUACUUGGUAUUUCCGAGCAAUAAUUGGUAUUGCGUUCCUUUCCUUAGUUUUUGGUAUCGGACAUAUAGUCAGUAAUUUAAUCUAUAACAAAUGAAACAUAGUUGUAUUUAACGUUUAUUUGAAACCAAGGAAGCUUGCCCUUUAAUCGUAAUUUACUGGUGUAGCCAGGUACAGUCAGCUAAGGGAAGGUUCGUAUUUGACGGAACAAGCGUCGCGUUAAACAGACAAAUGUACGAUAAAACAUUCAAUCAUUCACACCUAACCGAUGAUGCGUCAGUGCGUCGAUCAUACAUUUAAGAUACGCUCGAUUUUCCUUCAGAUAUGAACCUUCGCUCAGGCCCAAGUUCAUCGACAAUAUAAACGUCGGUUUUCCUAAAACAACAGCCUACCAUGACUUUGACGUUCAAUGUUCAGAGUGAACAGUUGUUUCAAACAAAACGGACGUUUAUAUUGUCGGUGUACUCCGGCCUAAGUAACAUUAGAUAAACUACGGGUUUUAGAUAAAUUACGUAGUGAUUAUGAUAUUAUGUACAAACACUUGUGUGAGUGACGUUACUAUAAAAAAAAAAAAUAAUUAUAAUAAUUAUAACACAGUCAUGUUAGUUAGCAAACUGCCUUAUUUGUAUUGGUUAAGGGUCGUUUCAUGUAAAUACAGGCAAACCAGAAGUGCAGCUUUUUUAUGGGAAAUCAUAAAAUGACUCCCGCUGUGGGUUAGCAGCGUGAAGGAGUGUCAGACUUACUGACUAAAACCUAUCAUGUUCGUUCGUGGGCUUCAUGUACCCGGGCCGCGGUAACUUUCGAACAAUAUUUCUUUUAAAAGAUAUUUAUUUUUUUCAAUGUUCAAGUAGCUAUACACUAAUACAUAGAAUCCUGCUACUUCUGAUCCUAUUUUAUGGCAUACACAAUAGAAUUUUUAAAGCAACUGCUGCUGUAUAUGAUUGUGAUAAAAUGCGUGUUUUGUGUGUGUAUGUAUGUAUGUAUAUUUUGUCUCACCACUGACUGUACUUGUGUAUUUUAAAUAUAAACUUAGUUGGAGUCCUAGUUUUACGGCAUAAGCAAUAUAUAUGUGAAUAUCUUGUGAUCAAAUAAACAAUAUUAUCAGUGUGAUGGUUCUAUUAGUGUGUGUAGAUUCUUGUGUAAGUCAGUCAUUUAGCUUGACUUUAUUUAAUGCUAGAGGCCGGAAUUCAUGCACUUAAUAACAAGGCUUUCCCGGCCUGAAUAAAUGAAUGUUUCCGUCGGAACAAUUUCACGCACUCGGGUAAGAAGUACAUAGUAUACUAAUAUAAUAAUAAAAAAAAAUCAGCUAAGAAACAAAUAAAACAUAUUUUUCCUUUUUUGUAAUCAUCUUUCUAAUAGUAAAUUAGUAUAGAUUAGUUCCGACAAUUUCAUAGUUCGUUGUUAUGAUGUGAACUAUUUACAAAAUUGUAACAAGAAUGCUGCAUGCUAUCCGGUAUUCAUCAAAAUGUAGAUUUUAAAUAAAUAGCCAAAGCAAUAUUAAAACGUUAUGUAAUUUAUAUUAUUUUACAUUUUGUACCUAUAACAUAAGCUUUUCAUCAAACGGUAAUAAUAAUAGGGAAAGUGGCCAAGGGAACAUACAAAUUGGUUAAUUUUAGAUGUAAAUAUUUGGUGUGUAUUCCGAAAUAUGACUCAGUCAACUCAGUCGAAGUAUAUCUUAUUGGUGUACAGAAAGACAUCAAUCUAUGUCAUUCUGUCAAACUUGGUCAAUAGAUUUUCAACCUUAUCACAAUAGUGGAGGGUCAAUGUUGGAUUGACCUGCUGGCGUCUAUCUCAUAUUAGUCAUAUUGUACUGCUGCGGAAAGUUUAGCCUAUUUUGUGUCAAAUGUGAGUCAAGCACAAACACUACACGAUUAAAUAUAGCGUCGAUUAAUGAUGUCAUGAGCACUGGCCGUAUUUCGAAAUACACGUUUAAAUAGUAUUUAUUUAAUUCAGGUUAUGGUAAGCAAUGUGGAUUAUAAUGUACCUAUUGUGCUCAGUUAGAAAUAUUGUAGAAUUUAACAGUGUUAGAUAACUUACGUCAAAUGAUAUAUUUUGUUAAUAAAAUUCACCAACUUAUUAAUGUUUUAAAUGAGCAAUAAAUCAAAGAGAAAUAGUCUAUAGUAGUUCGCCAAGUUUUAAUGGGUACGUGUCUGCCUAUUUCGAAACUUGUGUUCAGCAAUAAAACUUAGCCAGCUUAAGUGAAAUGUGUUGUUUAGUAAAUAAUAGAAAUAUAAGUACAUAUUGUUAAAUUGUGAUUAAACACGCACAUUAUUUUAAAAUA
Molecule: messenger RNA, 3106 nt
Organism: Helicoverpa zea (corn earworm)
Lineage: Eukaryota; Metazoa; Arthropoda; Insecta; Lepidoptera; Noctuidae
Gene: Dpck
Product: dephospho-CoA kinase domain-containing protein
Exons: 4
Coding region: 227-922 (231 amino acids)
Biological process (GO): coenzyme A biosynthetic process
Molecular function (GO): ATP binding; dephospho-CoA kinase activity
Source: RefSeq, a predicted model, not a curated record